AUGUCAAGCCCACCGUCUGCAUCUGAGAAUACCUUGCCUGACUCCCUGGUGACACCUGCUGCGUCUGCCCAACAUGAUUGCUCUAAUGGGCCCGAUCCAUCGUCCCGCAAGCACCGUCGCCACAUCGCUCCAGACCAACACCACCACCACCAGCUCAUGCAUCAGGAUGCUCAGCAAGUUCCUUCUCCCUCCCGCGCCGAAUCCCCUACGGCGCAUCAAUGGUCCAAGCCCAGUUUAGGCUUUUCCCUGAAAAGGGCCUCAACGCUUCCCGCAGAGCAUCUGUCUCGUCCUGCUCCGUCCCAAAGCCCCCAGUUGUCCGAGAGGGAUAGUAUCUUUGCAACACAUUAUCUGCCCGCCGAUUACGAUUCCAAUAAUACACCAACAUUUCCACCCGUACAAGACGCUGAUCAUAAUGCUUUGCCGUCCGAGUUGAGUCCGGGAUUGGACGAUGUGUCUGUUUCUUCAAUAUCUCCUUCCAAGGUCUCCCCUCGUCGCUCUCACGUCGAUCGGUCCCACAUGGAAGUUGACGUCCACAGAAACCACUCCCUUCGUCCUCCUACCUUCCUUCCGCCUUCCAUCCCUGUCCAUUCCUCCACGCUUCGGCCCAUCAAACCAGAUGUAGCCUGGGAGAAACAGCACGAGGAUCCGGACAGGAGCGGUCAGCUCCCUGUCUGGGAGGCCGUGCGUUCUGUUGGCAAAGGUUCGUCGGAUGGUAUUGGCUUUAAGCAUCCUGUUUUAGGGGAAUCCUUCCCCAGUCUCAGUCUCAUCUCCGCUUCGUUGAAAGAUGCCCACCCGCCGACCCGUCCUUCCGUGCCGCCCUCGCCAGACCACCUAACACCAGCCCCGCAUUAUGACCAACCGGAGCAACGUGCGCGGGAUAUUCAGACUGGCGCCGGGCCGGAGCGAAGUUCGAGCCGGAGUCGACGUGGGAGGGUGGAGAAUUCGAUUGAAGCAAACCUGACGAAUGCGGAGCUGGCAUCUCAUGUCCGCAGCCGCAAAUCGAGUCACUAUCUGGGCCUGUUCAAGGAGAACACCACCUCCCCAGAUCGCAAACGGAGAGAGGAUCGCGAAGGAAGGCCCGAGGAGCCUCCCGUGCAAGAUCCAUCCCCGGUCGCUACCGCAUUUCUUGAUCCCAGUCAAACCUGGGACGCAUCCCAUUCGCAACCCAUGAGCCCAGCUAAAUCCGCGGAUAGUGGUCUGCGGAGCUCCAGAAGUGUGCCCCCGCCAUCAUUCGCAGACGCUCCUCGGUUCGAACCAGCGAGGGGUGAAGCGCGCCCCCACACAGAGAGUGAUGCUAUCAGCAAACGUCCACAAAAGCCAUUACCGCGCAGCCUGCUGGAGGAGAUUAGAUCCUUUCAUCUGACUCCAGGGGGCGCUCGCGGCACUUCGUUCUCGAAAAGUAUCCCUACUCAAUUCGCUGAAGGGGGCAGGGACUACUUUUCAGACGGGGUGUCUAGUGACGGUCUAUCUCCAUCGGAUACAAUCCGAGAACGUCGUCGGGACUCAGCCCAGGAGGACGAGGACGACGAACAAAUUUCGUCGGCCGUUUACUUCCCGCAUGAGCGUGUUACUGUCCCUGAAGAGGUCAGUCGCGCCCAGCCUUGUCCUGAGGAAUCGGCGGAUGUGGGGCGAUUCGAAGAGAGUUUGGCCCUGGUGCCAAAAGCACCCAGAGUGCCUUCAGGGCAGGAGAGUAGCUAUGUGGAUAUAUCGCUCCGCUCUAAAAAUGACAGUAGGAUCCUUCAUGGCGAGCUCCAAGACCUGCACACUCCUGCACUAGAAACAUAUGAUGAAAACCCUCUCAGCGCUAUAUCGGAACGCAGCGAUGAGUAUUCUACCAGUGACUCCGAGUUCGUUUCGGCGGAUGAUAGUAGCGUCUCGGCUAGAGAGGAUAAAUCUAGCUUGACCGAUGAUGCUGAUAUGACCCCUACUGCCACUCCAACUCAACGUUCGCGGAUCCCACGUCCACGACGGAAGCACAGCACGUCUGCGCCUGUCGGGGCCGUGGAACUCAAGCCCUAUCGACAUCAAGUGGGUGGACAUACUACGGUCUUUCGUUUUUCAAGACGCGCUGUGUGCAAACAGCUCAACAAUCGGGAGAAUGAGUUCUACGAGCGGAUUGAGCGGCGCCACCCUGAGAUGCUAAUGUUUCUCCCUAGGUACAUUGGUGUCUUGAAUGUGACUUUCUCCAAGAACCCAAAACGGCCAAAGGCCUUAGAAAGCCAUAUCGAACCCACAGAUCAAGUGAAUGGAGGCGCAGACCCGAAUGAUGGGAAAGACUUGCAAAACGGAAUGACCGCCAAGCCCGGCCAGUCUGAAAGUGCUGAACCGGCAAGAAUCUUCAGCCAUCAGCAAGUCACUGGUGUUAUUCCAAAGGUGAUACUGGAGAACAAUCGCCACAUCAUUCCGGCCGAUCUUUUCACGCGCUGCCAAAGGCCUCGGACCGCCGAUAGUCCUUCUUCACGCAGUCAACGGUUUACCAACGGCAAUCACAUUUCUAGCCAUAAGCAGUCUCUGGGUAGCCUUUCCCAGGGCAAUGCGUCUGACCCAACGUUGGAAAAGCCCAAGAUGUGGGGUGCCACUACUGUCAACAGGAAACUGCAGGAGCAGGUUCUUCGGGAGGUAUUCAGUCCUCCUGCUAUCCACCACCACCGGCGGCAUGCCCGUGGCCAUUUAAACCUUCCUCGGACAUCCUCGGACACUGGACACCGGAGGGAGAAUCUCUCGGAGGAUCACACGACGAGCCUGCGACACCACGCUUCGGACCACGGCGAAGCACCUCGCUCCUCGUUUAUUGAGAUAUCCGAACAAUUCAAAGAAACCCCCGCCUUAUCAUCGUCAGCCUCAACCGCGUUAGAUUCUAAUCAUAGUCGUCUCGCGAAAGUGCGGACGGAGGAGACUCAGCCCCGCGCUAGCUCACUCACUCGAACGCGACGUGCCAGAAGACGUCACUCGGGAAGUGGCCUCCUGAGAAGAGGAAGCAUGAACUCGGAUCAACCCGGCGGCCAACUAAUGUUCUUCGAUGAUGACGGGUAUGGUGGUGAUAAAGAAGAUGACAUCUUUUCGAUGGAAGGCGAUGCCUCUCUGUCUUCGUCCGGUCGUAUAGAGGCCAAUGGUCCGACCGUGGCGGGUUUGAAGAAUGGGCUUGGUAACGGCGUCCCGCUUUUAGCCCCCAUCGGUGAUAAAUUCGCAAAGCCCUCUGUUCAUCACGACGCGAGUCAUGAUUCCCAGGUGGCGCUUGUUCCGCCUAACCCCAAAGAGGCACAGACCAGAAAUGACGAGAGGGUACAGUUUUUCCUGUUAUUGGAGGAUCUUACCGCGGGUAUGAACAAGCCUUGCGUCUUAGAUUUGAAGAUGGGAACUCGCCAAUAUGGGAUUGAGGCCAGUGAGAAGAAAAGGAAGUCACAGAGGCGUAAGUGCCAGACGACGACUUCUCAGCAAUUGGGCGUCCGACUUUGCGGCAUGCAAUCCUGGAAUGUCAAGAAGCAGGAAUACACCUUCGAGGAUAAAUAUUUCGGACGUGAUCUCAAAUCUGGACGUGAAUUUCAAGAUGCCCUUACGCGCUUCCUUUACGAUGGAUUGAGCUAUACAAGCGUGGCAAAGAAGAUUCCCGUCAUCUUGGACAAGUUGGCUAAGCUUGAGAAUAUGGUUCGACGACUAAAGAGUUAUCGCUUGUAUGCAAGCAGCCUACUGAUCCUCUACGAUGGCGAACGAAAUUCUGCUGAGAAGGAACCUCCGACUGAGGACAAUCAAAAUGGCAAUACGCGGGCACCCCUGCAUCGACGUGCCUCUGAUGAUGGGCACACCAACGCCGAAGUUCAUUUGAAGGUCGUUGACUUCGCAAACUGCGUGACGGGCGAAGAUGAGCUGCCUCCAGAUUGUCCCUGCCCACCCCAGCACCCGGAAGACAUUGACCGUGGUUAUUUACGUGGGCUGCGGUCUCUGAGAAUGUACUUCCAACGUAUUCUCAAGGAGGUCACCAAAGACGAGUUCGUUGAACGAGGGGAAGGUGAAGCUAUUACUCUUAGGUCCAGACACUCCGGUCGUGAAGAAACGACCGACCGCUUCUGGGAUGAGAGUGUGCUGGAGGAGGAUCCCGGAGAAGUCAGCUUUUAA
Messenger RNA from Aspergillus clavatus NRRL 1, 4113 nucleotides. RefSeq names its product inositol polyphosphate kinase KCS1. The transcript is spliced from 2 exons. The coding region runs from base 1 to 4113 and encodes 1370 amino acids. The record is from RefSeq and is a predicted model, not a curated record. Gene Ontology annotation, biological process: inositol phosphate biosynthetic process; phosphatidylinositol phosphate biosynthetic process. Lineage: Eukaryota; Fungi; Ascomycota; Eurotiomycetes; Eurotiales; Aspergillaceae. Gene Ontology annotation, molecular function: inositol hexakisphosphate kinase activity. Gene Ontology annotation, cellular component: cytoplasm; nucleus.